Tupaia belangeri chinensis (Chinese tree shrew) is the source of this 1575-nucleotide messenger RNA. RefSeq names its product olfactory receptor 2L8. The record is from RefSeq and is a predicted model, not a curated record. The transcript has 3 exons. Lineage: Eukaryota; Metazoa; Chordata; Mammalia; Scandentia; Tupaiidae. Gene Ontology annotation, molecular function: olfactory receptor activity; G protein-coupled receptor activity. Gene Ontology annotation, biological process: G protein-coupled receptor signaling pathway. Bases 209 to 1147 code for a protein of 312 amino acids. Gene Ontology annotation, cellular component: membrane.
GGAGGUGCUGCCUGCUGCUCUCCGUGGAGCCUCUACAACGCCACGCGUAGGGCCGAGUGAGCGGUACACACGUGUCCCCCGGAGGACCCGGGAAGCUACUCAGAACAGGGACGUUGCUCACGCGGUGCCUGCAGAAGCGCUGCUCCACCUACGGCCGAAGUCUGCGCCCACUCGGAGAUAAUGAAAGGAAAAAGCACAUGAAUGCCCCAUGGAAACCUGUAAUCAAACAUCGAGUGAUUUCAUCUUAUUGGGAUUGUUCCCACCGUCAGCAGCCGGCCUUUUGCUCUUUGCUCUCAUUAUUCUCAUGUUCCUGAUGGCACUAAUUGGCAACCUGUCCAUGAUGCUCCUCAUCCUCCUGGACUCCCGUCUCCACACACCCAUGUAUUUCCUGCUGAGUCAGCUCUCUCUCAUUGACCUAAAUUACAUCUCCACCAUCGUCCCUAAGAUGGCUUCCGACUUUCUGUUUGGAAGCAAGUCUAUCUCCCUCAUGGGGUGUGGGAUUCAGAGUUUCUUCUUUUUGACUCUGGGAGGUGCAGAAACACUGCUCCUGACAUCCAUGGCCUAUGACCGCUAUGUGGCUAUUUGCUGUCCUCUCCAUUAUCAUGUCCGAAUGGGCAGAAGAGUGUGUGUGCUGAUGGUGACAGGGUCUUGGGUGCUGGGCUCUAUAAACUCAUGUGCCCACACGACGUAUGUACUCUCCAUCCCUUAUUGCCAGUCCAGGGCCAUCAACCAUUUCUUCUGUGAUAUCCCAGCCAUGGUGACCCUGGCCUGCAUGGACACCAGGGUCUAUGAGUACAUGGUUUUUCUGAGCACCAUCCUUUUCCUUGUGCUCCCUUUCUUUGGUAUUGUGUGUUCCUACACUCGAGUCCUCCUUGCUGUGUACCGCAUGAGCUCAGCAGAAGGGAGGAGGAAGACCUACUCCACCUGCACUGCCCACCUCACUGUGGUGACUUUCUACUACACACCCUUUGCUUACACUUACCUACGCCCAAGAUCCCUCCGAUCUCCCACAGAGGACAAGGUUCUGGCUGUCUUCUACACCAUCCUCACUCCAAUGCUCAACCCCAUAGUCUACAGUCUAAGGAAUAAGGAUGUGAUACAGGCCCUGAGAAGAGUGAUUCAGAAAAUAUGCUCUGUGAAAAUGUAGCCAAAAACUUUGCCUCAAUUCACAGGAAAGAAGAGUAAUUCUGUUUAACACUAUAUAGGAAUUAAAAAUGUUAUCUCAUGCCUAGAAUACAAGGGCUAAAAAUAAUCUGGGCAAAAAGAAAUGACUUAUAUCUGCACAAAAUUGAAAACAAUGCAACAGCUAGAGGUGAGUUAAGAGUAUAUCAUGAGAAAAACAAAAUAUGGCAUUCAGUUAUAUCUACUCACUUGAGAAAAAGUUACUUUUUUUCUAUUGUAGACUAAUGGAAUAUGAAUUUACAAUAGUAAAAUUUUUAUGCUGAGUGUUAACUUCUAGUAGAUAAUAUUAGCUUUUAUUUCUACACGACAAAAAGCAUUCUCACCAACAAUAUAUGAGCAGAAAAUAAAGACAUUAAGAGUAUAUUAUGAAGAUCUAUAUGCCAAGAAACAAGA